Talaromyces atroroseus is the source of this 1458-nucleotide messenger RNA. RefSeq names its product putative ATP-citrate synthase subunit 2. The transcript has 2 exons. Gene Ontology annotation, biological process: succinyl-CoA metabolic process; tricarboxylic acid cycle. Gene Ontology annotation, cellular component: succinate-CoA ligase complex. The record is from RefSeq and is a predicted model, not a curated record. Gene Ontology annotation, molecular function: succinate-CoA ligase (ADP-forming) activity. Bases 1 to 1458 code for a protein of 485 amino acids. Lineage: Eukaryota; Fungi; Ascomycota; Eurotiomycetes; Eurotiales; Trichocomaceae.
AUGUCCGCCAAAUCCAUUCUCGAAGCCGAUGGCAAGGCCAUCUUGAACUACCACCUCACUCGUGCUCCAGUCAUCAAGCCCACGCCGCUCCCUCGUGCUUCUACUCACAACCCUCCUCCCAAGCUCGCCUCCCUGUACUUCCCUGAGGAUGCCGACGUAAACGGUGUCCUUGACCAGGCUGAGGCCACAUACCCAUGGCUGCUGGCCAAAGACGCCAAGUUCGUCGCCAAGCCAGAUCAAUUGAUCAAGCGUCGAGGCAAGAGCGGCCUGCUCGCCCUGAACAAGACCUGGGCCGAAGCCCGAGCUUGGAUUGAAGCCCGCGCUGGCAAGGAAAUCCAGGUCGAGACUGUCAAGGGUUAUCUGCGACAAUUCUUGGUUGAGCCAUUUGUGCCUCAUCCCCAGGAAACUGAAUACUACGUCAACAUCCACUCUGUGCGAGAGGGCGACUGGAUUCUCUUCACCCACGAGGGUGGUGUCGAUGUCGGUGAUGUCGACGCAAAGGCUGAGAAGCUUUUGAUCCCUGUCAACCUCAAGAAAUACCCCUCCAAUGAAGAAAUUGCAGCUACUCUACUGAAGAAGGUUCCCUCGGGUGUCCACAACGUCUUGGUUGAUUUCAUUUCUCGUCUGUACGCUGUCUACGUUGACUCCCAGUUCACCUACCUCGAGAUCAACCCUCUCGUUGUCAUCCCCAACGCCGACGCCACCUCCGCCGAGGUCCACUUCCUCGACUUGGCCGCUAAGCUCGACCAAACCGCCGAGUUCGAGUGCGGUACCAAAUGGGCCAUCGCUCGUAGCCCGUCUGCUUUGGGCCUGCCCGCCCCCAAGGGUGACGGCAAGGUCAACGUUGACGCUGGCCCGCCGAUUGAAUUCCCAGCUCCUUUCGGUCGUGAACUUAGCAAGGAGGAAAAGUUCAUUUCCGACAUGGACGCCAAGACUGGUGCUUCCUUGAAGCUGACUAUCCUCAACUCCACUGGCCGUAUCUGGACCUUGGUCGCUGGUGGUGGUGCCUCGGUUGUCUACGCAGACGCUAUUGCGUCCGCUGGCUACGUGAGUGAGCUCGCCAACUACGGUGAAUACUCUGGAGCUCCCACCGAGACACAGACUUUCAACUACGCCCGCACAGUCUUGGAUCUCAUGCUGCGCGCCCCUCAACACCCCGAAGGAAAGGUUCUCUUCAUCGGCGGUGGUAUUGCCAACUUCACCAACGUCGCCAGCACCUUCAAGGGUGUCAUCCGCGCCCUGCGGGAGGUCGCCUCUACUCUCAACGAGCACAAGGUCCAGAUCUGGGUUCGUCGUGCCGGUCCUAACUACCAGGAAGGUCUGAAGAACAUCAAGGCCGUCGGUGAGGAAUUGGGUCUCAACAUGCACGUCUACGGACCCGAAAUGCACGUCAGUGGUAUUGUUCCUCUGGCCUUGAAUGGCAAGAAGACCGAUGUCAAGGAAUUCGGAUCUGCUUAA